CCUUUAUAAUCUGUGAAUAUAACCUUAAAGCGGAAAGAUCACUUGUGAUGUUUCCCCAAUGUGUUUUUAAAUAAUAUUUUAUAAUUCAAUAAGAAUGGAUGUUUCUGUAAAGUUUGUAGGUGGCGGUUCCAUUGUGAACUUGAAACCAGUGUUUUCCACAAAUGGAGAGAGUAUUUUCGUUGCUUCGAAAAACUCGAUUUCCCAGUACAACACCCGAACUGGCAAAGAGAUCUACCAAUAUAAAGGCUGGGAUACUGAUGUUAUUGGCUUCGAUUUCCAUGUGAUUGAUAGCUUGGAAUGCUUGAUUGCCUGCUCCAAGAGCGGACAAUUGCUUGUUUGGAAAGUUGGCAAUAAAGUCAUACUGCUUGAGGCGCAAAUCCCCAAGCAAAAUGUGACUUUCUUUGGUCUGGUUUCUGGCAACUUAGUGAACGGUCUGGACGUUUUAAUAGCCUACAAAGGAGUGCGGAAGCAAGCUGCUUUUUGCAUAGUGAAUACUAAGAAAAUCGACGAACAGAAGGUGGUGUUGAAGAUUCCCAAGCGAGCGUUCUCUGCGCAUAUUUGCAAGGAGAAGUUUUUUGCGGUGGUUAUGGGAAAUGUGGUUUACUUUGUUAGUUUGCAAACGUUCCUCAGAAGCAGCUAUAAGAUGGCAGAAAACAACCGAACUUUCACAUGCGUUGCCUGCCAUCCAGAGGAAGAAAUCGUGAUAACGGGAGACGAUACUGGAAGAGUCGUUCUGUGGCAGGGAAUUUUUUCGAAGAAAACUCAGGCUGUUUUCCAUUGGCACACUUUGCCAGUGAAUUGCGUCGCGUUUUCUACGUUGGGCAGCCACUUUUAUAGCGGCGCCAAUGAGUCAGUGCUAGUCAAAUGGAUAAUAGAAAAUCCCAGUAUAAAGCAAUUUCUGCCUAGAUUACCAGCGGGCAUUGCUCAGCUUGCAGUAUCGGACAACAAUGCCUAUGUUGCUGUCGCUACCUCGGACAAUGCGAUAAGAAUAAUCGACUCCAGAAUGAGCCAAGUGGGCCUUAUCCAGCAACUCGUUUUAGGGACUAACUACGAAAGUGGCAUUACAUAUGACCCAAUAACUCGGUCAAUAGUGAUGAAUGGCAAUGUUGGUUGUGUCCAGUUCUAUUCCCCCAGCGACAUGUCUCUUCUUUAUAAUGUUGAUAUAGUGAAUCAAAAUAAAUUAACAGAUGAAAGAAACUGUAAGAUAGAAAACACUGAAGUGAUCAAACUGGCGCUAAGCGAGGAUGGCAGGUGGUUAGCCACUACUGAAGAGCGAAAAGAAGGGAAACUCUGCAAGGAGCUAAGGCUAAAAUUUUGGUUUUUCGACACAACAAAGCAAAGCUACGAGCUCAACACUUCGGCGGAAUUUCCUCAUGAAGGUUCAAUAAAUUCUGUGCAGUUUCAACCUUCGUUUAAAGGGGACAAUUUGAAAUGCAUCACUGUUGGAAACGAUAAGUCCUUCAAGGUUUGGCAAGUAAUACAAAUCAGCAAUGUUUACAGAUCAGGCCCAGUGUGGAAAUGUGUAAAUAUCGGGUCGUUCCGCGAUAUGCCCUGUCGCGGAUUAUCCUUUUCGAUAGAUGGUUCUUUAUUUGCCAUUGCCUUUGGCCCUAUUUUGACCGUAUGGGCUGCCGAAAACUGCGAACUUAAAAGUUCACUGCUGCACUCCAGUUACAAGGAGAAAAUUAAGUGUAUUCAAUUUGGAAAAGGAAGCCAGUGCCAUUUGAUUGUAACAGCCAGUAAAUCGCAUCUGUGCGUUUGGAAUAUACUGACCUUAACGUUAAGUUGGGUGGCAAAUGUUCCCGAUAUUACCCUGCUGGUUGCUGACUCAUUAUCCACAUACAUGAUACUGCUGUGCAAUGGCAAGAAAAAUAGAAAGCCCGUUCGGACAAUGUAUAUUUUCGAGCCAGCAGCUUCGACCCUCUUAUUUUCCAGCAACGAUCUAAUUAAGGAAAGUGAGAACAUUGUAGCAGCCACAUUUGUGCCUAGCAGUUACAGUAGUGAUACCAGGCUGCAAUGGUAUGAGCGCACGAAUCUGUUUUUCAUGACUGCUCGCAGUGAGCUGUAUUGUAUAAGUAAAAGUGAAGAGCCGUACGUCUAUAAGGAAAAUGUGGAAGAUUUUUCGGAAAAACUGUCGAUAUUUGAUAAGAUAAAACCGAAAAUUCAAACCAGCCAAGUAACACGCGAUGUUAAGCAGCACAUGUUCCGAAGAGAUAUGAGCUACAAAGGCUAUAAAGAUUACAUUGAAGCACCAUUGGAAACUCUUCCUCCAAUCAGCUUAUUAGCAGCAUCGCUCCUCAAAAGUCUCGUUAUUCAACGAGAGGAAUUUCCUAAACAUGUAUGAAAAUAAAGUUUUAACAAAA
This is a messenger RNA of Dendroctonus ponderosae (mountain pine beetle), 2360 nucleotides long. RefSeq names its product WD repeat-containing protein 75-like. The transcript is spliced from 12 exons. Lineage: Eukaryota; Metazoa; Arthropoda; Insecta; Coleoptera; Curculionidae. Gene Ontology annotation, cellular component: nucleolus. Gene Ontology annotation, biological process: positive regulation of rRNA processing; positive regulation of transcription by RNA polymerase I. Gene Ontology annotation, molecular function: RNA binding; protein binding. The coding region runs from base 95 to 2341 and encodes 748 amino acids. The record is from RefSeq and is a predicted model, not a curated record.